AUGCCGUCCGAUAAAACAGAAAAGAAGCGCAAGCGCGCCUCUGAUCGUCAUGAACGUCCCACCAAAAAGCCCGCACUAGGCCUGCAGGCCCUUCCCCCGCUGAAAGCUAGCCUGGUCGAGGAUAAGAGCGAGCUAGCGCCAGUUAUUGCUACUACUCCCGGUGUUCAGAGUGCCAAAUCCCUCCGCUGGAACCCUUAUCUCAAAGCCCGUGACAAUGUCUCCAAGUCCUCCGCAUCUCUCCGCAACCCCGGCAUUGUUUCGUCAGAGAUCCUGCUUCAGUCCUCCCAGCAUGAGAAGAUGGAUUUUGUUGGCCGCGAAGGACACGAUGAAGAUGCCGACUCCCAGUUGAAGCACUACGUUGCGGUCGUGGACCCCGAGCGCAAGACCUGGCAGAUUGUGGAGGCCCGCCGAGUGACUCUGCGUGGCUCUGUACGCUCUCACAAGGCUUCUGAAGAGGACUCAGAGUCCGAAGACGAGCUCAACACAAUGCGCGCUCAACGUACUGCCCUUACCAACACAUUCGGUACCAAGCAAUCCCGCAAGGCCGUCCAGUCCAUGGCAGAGAACGCCCAACUUUCAAGUGCCCCAGCAGGCACCGUCACCGAGGCUGGUGCCGCACUCAUUUCCUCCUUGCCCGCUGACGCCACCACCGGCGCGGCAAAGGCAAUCGACGUGCAAGCCGCUGUGCAAGCAGCCAAGCCUUUGCCUACCCCGGACCUUACCGCUGCCCACCCAUCGGAUGUUUACACCAUCGAGACCCUGGUCCCCGGUGGCCACUCUACUCUGCGCUUGUUAACCGGUGUCGACGAGUGGAAGCAACAGGUGGAUGCCGGUCUUGCCGUUACUACAGUUUCACGAUACGUGUCGAAUCGAGUAUCUGCCGUUGGACAAUCCGAUAACUCAACACACCUGCAAGUCCUCCGGUUCAUCCAGCUGCUCCUCGAGUUCGCCCGCUCCCUUAAGGGCGCUGGCAACAAGGGUCCCGGUCCGAACAGCAAGCGUCUCCCUCCGCGCGACGAGCUGCGCAAAAUCCUCUCCAACACAUCCGGCGCCAAGCCCGGCAGCGAAGAAGAGGAAUCAACCACAGAGCUCCUGCCAGACUCUGUUAUCGACAAUGUUCGUCGCCGCUUCGCUUCCAACGGCGGUUUCAUGAGCAAGCACGACAUGACUCUCCUCCACACCACGAUCUGCGCCUUGACACUGCACAUUCCUCCCCAACCGGCUCAAGACGGUGGAUCCAGCUCUCUGGGUGGUAACUCGCCCAAUGAACUCGCUACCGAUCCCGCCGAUCUCCGUGAUGAUCUGCGCCUCGACUCGAACACCAUCCAGCAGUACUUCCGCGAACUGGGCUGCCGCAUUGACCGGCCUCGUGAGACUGAGUUCAAGAAGUGGAAUAUUAAGGGUGGUCGUGCGGAGGCUCAUGCGCGCCGUGUUGCUCGCCUGAAGAUUCCGCUCGAGUUCCCCAAGGUUAGCCGCGGUGGUGGCAGGAAAUAG
Molecule: messenger RNA, 1494 nt
Organism: Penicillium waksmanii
Lineage: Eukaryota; Fungi; Ascomycota; Eurotiomycetes; Eurotiales; Aspergillaceae
Product: DNA-directed RNA polymerase I subunit RPA49
Exons: 3
Coding region: 1-1494 (497 amino acids)
Biological process (GO): transcription elongation by RNA polymerase I; RNA polymerase I preinitiation complex assembly; nucleolar large rRNA transcription by RNA polymerase I
Cellular component (GO): RNA polymerase I complex
Molecular function (GO): DNA binding
Source: RefSeq, a predicted model, not a curated record